UCUACAUUACUACUACUAAAACCCCGAACGGCGUCGUCGUUUUCUCCUUCCCCCCGAAAGCCCUUUACGGUGCAGACUGCAAAUUCUAGCGUCCUUAAACCCCUUCCCUUUGCCUUCCUCUCUUUCCAUUUGCACCCAAAAACGCCUUAACGAUGUCGUUUUCAAGAGGUCGCAUGGCUUCAUCAAUCCUCCUCGGCAGCCUCCGCUGCCAGACGAAGCCCGCCAACAGCCACGCCUUCUUUUCUUCAAGUGCAAUCGAAACCGUGACUAGGAAGCCGCCGGCUAGGGUUCCCCAACCGAUGAUGAUGAACGAUAUGUUUACGCUGGAUAUCAGCUCUCAAGUCGGAUCGUGUAUGCCUCUGUCGAUGAUGCGGAUCGGGACCCUGAUCCAUAACGUCGAGAUGCGACUCGGUCAAGGCGCCAAGCUCGUCCGAGCUGCCGGCACUGUUGCUAAGAUUUUAACGGAGCCAAACACAACGUCGUCUAGGUUUUGUGAGAUAAAAUUACCGUCGGGGAGAAAGAAGAGUAUAGACACAAGGUGUAGGGCAACAAUCGGACAGGUAUCGAAUCCAGAGCAUGGGAAGAAGAAGUUACGGAAGGCUGGGCAGAGCAGGUGGCUGGGAAGGAGGCCAAAGGUGAGAGGUGUGGCAAUGAAUCCGGUUGAUCAUCCGCAUGGAGGCGGUGAAGGGAAAAGUAAGAGUAGUGGGAGUCAUGGACGUGGUUCACGUACACCAUGGGGGAAGCCCACUAAGUGUGGCUACAAAACUGGGCCACUCAAGAGGAGAAAGUAGCAGAUUUUCUGUAGUUUCUCAUUCACAGCUGAGGUGUAACAAACUAUGUAUAUUGUAGCUGAAAAUUCAUUUUCGCUGGAAGUGGCAAUAGUAUUCAACAAGUGUUUUCUUUUACUCUUUUAUAGUUUGGGUGUUUUGAAGUUAUACACUUUCUCACUGACCUGAGUUCUGCUUUGCUUCCAAUUAAUCUGAAUUUUGUGGUGCUUGUUUUG
Molecule: messenger RNA, 1003 nt
Organism: Coffea eugenioides
Lineage: Eukaryota; Viridiplantae; Streptophyta; Magnoliopsida; Gentianales; Rubiaceae
Product: 60S ribosomal protein L2, mitochondrial-like
Exons: 3
Coding region: 153-791 (212 amino acids)
Biological process (GO): cytoplasmic translation
Cellular component (GO): ribosome
Molecular function (GO): RNA binding; structural constituent of ribosome
Source: RefSeq, a predicted model, not a curated record